AUGAAAGAGAGCGCCGGUAGGGAUGGCCACCGAACUCGGGUGGCUAUAGACCACACUAAGAGCUCUCUGACCAACAUUGAGUCGACCGCCGAUUCAGCCACAGGUCAACCGCUUUCAACCGCUUGUGAACCCAAGAGUCCAUCGCAUAUCUCAUCGACAGCUUCCACAUCGUUAUCGUCUCCCAACUUGACUCCCAAUCCCUGUCCGCCGAACGCCUCCCUCUCGUCCCAAACAUUACCUAAUCGUCCAAUCAAUCCAAACAACACUAACCCUAAGAAUAGCGGAUCAAAUCCCACGUCAAGCGCUAAUCAGAGCAGCACUUCAUCCAAUCCGAGCGCCACUAACUUUGACGACGAUUACAACGAAUGGGAACUCGGAAUCGGAGAUCUCAUCAUUGAUUUAGACGCUGACAUCGAGAGACAAACUAAUGAUAAAAGUGGUCAACAAAACGGUUCCGCAAUAAGUGUUGCAAACAGUAAAACAAUUGAAACUAAUAGUGAAUCUUCUGGUGUAAGAGGAUUAGCGACUCUAAUAGACAACUGUAGAUCUGAUCCCACUUGCGGUGCCAUCACAACCAUUAUUGGCGGAAAGUCUUACGAAGCGAAGCACGAGAUCGUGUCCUCCGAUAUAAGCGCCGCUAAAUACUCGUCCAGAGAUCACAGCUCUGGCAGCUCUUCGGCCAACUCCAGCAGUGGCUCUACGGGUGACCACAAUCAGGGUAUGUCUGCAACGAAUUCGUGCACCUCUUCUGUGAUCUCUCCGUUAUCUUCUUCGACGUCAGACUUUAAGUCAACCAAACAUUCAAAUAAAGGCAGAAGUGGUAGUCAUAGAGACAAGAAGGAUAAGAACAGAGAUAAGGAUAAGACAAGUGGUUCUAACACUAGUGUUAACGCAACCAGUGGUGCAGUUGUGUCUUCUUCUUCGUCUUCAGCCAACAAAAUCAAUUCAACGCUUUUGACGACCAAAAUGUCAUUCAAACCAAGUAUUACAUCGAAUGAAGUAAACGGUUCCGUCACUACAACAAAGCCCACCAAUGAUUGUCCCAUCACUACAAACCCUUUGCCAACCAAUUCGACCCCUAAUCUCAACACAAGUACUUCGAUCUCACGGCUCACUCCUUCGUCGACCGUCACAUCCAUGUCUUCAAAUGCACUGGCAUUGAAGUACUCGUCGCCAUCUCUCAACCCAACUGUGAUCAUAAGAACCGAUGAGUUGACCAAAAAUAUCCCAUCGCCUCACAAGAAAAUCAAACUCGACUCCAAACCCGAAGAGAGUAUUUCUGCGACACGAGAUACGGGCACAUCUACCAGCGUUGGAACCAUUACGGAACCCGACUGUUUGGGUCCCUGCGAACCGGGAACUAGUGUUACCUUAGAGGGCAUCGUAUGGCAGGAGACCGAAGGAGGUGUGUUAGUGGUGAACGUGACGUGGAGAGGGAAGACAUAUGUGGGCACAUUGUUGGACUGUACAAAGCACGACUGGGCGCCGCCCAGGUUUUGCGAAUCGCCCACAAGUGAUAUGGAGUCCAAAAAUAAUAAGAAUAGUCGCGGAAAGCGAUCGCGAACUGCAAACAUAGCCAAUGACGCGGCGGUCGACAGUCGGGCCGUUCAGAGCAAACUCCGUAACGGAAAGGGUCGCCGAACUGCUAAUUCUGGGUUCACAGUACCGGCGAGUCCGGCCAAGAGUGACAGCAGUGCGACCUCCAGUUCUAAACGCAAAGGCAGACCGUCUGAUCUGGAGUUGAGUCCAGUCACUGAAGCCGUUAGUAAUAACAAUAAUAAUAUGAAAGGAAACAAAAGAAAUAGAUCUCAAACACGCAAUACUUCGGUGUCGAGCGCUUCCAGCGAACCGAACACACCUGUGGCUCAGCCCUCAUCACCCGUUCUGAUUGAGUGUCCGGAACCCAAUUGCAGCAAAAAAUACAAGCAUAUCAACGGUCUUAAGUAUCAUCAAACGCACGCCCACUGCCACGACUCGCAAACCACAUCCACUGACGCCAACGCAGCCAAAGAUGCGCUCACGUCUGACAACGAGGACAACAAUCUCGACUCGACGAGUGUGCCCUCCAGUCCCAGUCGAGUCAUCGCCGAAGACAUGACACCCGAACCUAACGAUAACGUCAGUUCAAACUUAUCCACAUUGGCUUCGGUUGCGAUCGAAACGAAUGAAACGUCAAAAACUGAUUCGAAAGACGAAAUCGAGAAGUCGUCUGCAGUGUUGACGACGGCGUCUAUGAGUGCAAGUUGUGCGGCCACUGGAGGCUCGUGUGUGACCGUCUCGACCGGUGUCGCCACCGCUACUCCAGUGACGAGCAGUCCAUCGCUUGCGAACAGUGCCAACACAUUCCUAGUCUCGAAUCAAUCCUCUUAUCUCAUCGAUCAGAAUAUCAAAAUCGAUACCACUUUAAGUGAUAAUAAGAUUAAGCCCUCGAAUACGGGAUUAACUCUAACUAUGAGACCAUUGGCUCCAAUGCCGGGCAUUAACAGCGCAAUGAUUGCCGCGUCCGCUAACCUGANUCUCAUCGAUCAGAAUAUCAAAAUCGAUACCACUUUAAGUGAUAAUAAGAUUAAGCCCUCGAAUACGGGAUUAACUCUAACUAUGAGACCAUUGGCUCCAAUGCCGGGCAUUAACAGCGCAAUGAUUGCCGCGUCCGCUAACCUGAAACCCAUUCAACCGAAGCCCACAAUUUUGGGCGAACCCUUCGUUAUGAACCCAUCGCUUGAAGGACUUAAGAAAGAGAAAUCAAAGCACAAAAAGAAAAGCAAAGAUAGAGAUCGCGAGAGAGACAAAGACAAGGAUAAGGAGAGAGAAAAGGACAAAAAGUUUGCGAUCGAUAAUUCGUUGAGUGUUUUGAGUAAUUCUUCCAUAACUGACACAAAGUUUACAUCAAAAUCCAUGGAAUUAUCAAAAGCCGUGUCCGAAGAAAGUGAGGCCAAGACUGUGAGCUCAUUGGAUACACCGGCAACUGAUGAUCUGUUCUCUCGCGUCGAUUUAGUGAACACAAGCACUUCCAGACCCAUCAACUUUGACCUCCCAUUCAAAACAAUGAAUGCCAAUAAUGUGUGCGAAUCCGACUCAACGGACAAUAAGAUAGCGGCCAAUGAGGUGUCAAUAGAGAACGUUCGGAGUCCCGCCUAUUCAGACAUAUCGGACGCCAACGACACGACCCCUUCCAUCGAAACCACUGAAAUGGAAAGCAUUGAUAAGUCUGAGGACAACGUGACGGCCGACAAUACAAAUGCAGACAUUUCGAGCCAAAGCUCGCCGUCGUUUCGUCUCUACCCGUAUUUCAAUCAAAGCCAAUACCUGCUGCCCGUCAGUGCUUCCAACCCUCCGGACAUCCCUCAGACGCCUCAGUGCUCCUCAUCUGGUCUUCAGGACAGCAAUAAGAACAACGAAACUGAGUUCUCGCGUUCGGUCGGAGCAAAGCGGCCACGAGUUAACUCAGACCAAAGCGACAAAAGCCGAUCAGAAGAUUCCAUGUCUAAUGCAAAGAACAUUUGCGACUCAUCACCACUGCCAUCGAGUACUCCUCCAGAAAAUAUGCAGGAUUUCGCUUCAGUCACUCAGACCUAUCCAUACGGCGUGUCGUCAUAUAUGCAAAGAUAUCCCGGAUAUCCAAUUGAUCCCAAUUAUCACAUGCAUCUCAUGGCUAAUGAUCCACACUAUAAGGAACAGUGCGAACGAUAUUUAGAUCACGAGCGGCUCUUUAAGGAGCAAACGGACAAAGAGAAACUCAUUUCCCCGCAAAACAAUAAACCAUUGGAUUCUUCGACCAAACAGUUUGCAAACAAAUGCGUCCCAAUUGUGAAGCCAUUGUCUCAACCGUCGAGAAGUGAUUCCACAUUUGAUUUGAACCCAAUUUCUACGAAUAUCAAAGACAAACAAAGCGAAAACAGACAAAUUCUUAAAGAAAAUCAUGAAUUAAAGUCCCAAAUGGACGCCCAAAACAGUAAGAAUAGACACACGAGUCAAACAACUCACCCAAACAUGUCGUCCGUUCCUUUUGGACCGAUGUUUGAGAGACACAGAGAAGACCACUCGAAGCGAUAUUUUAUGGACAGUUUGAUUGAACAUCAGACUAAAGGAGAUAUGGAUUCGCACUCGAGUGCAGUCGUGGGUCCGCCACCGCUACUCAAAGAUGGUAUGAAUCGCUCAAAGAGUGAUUCAUCCAAGUCUUCUGUUUCGAGUUCCAGUCAUAAGCACUCGACUUCUCCCUCACUCUCACACUCUAGUCCUAAACCAAAAGAUGGUCUCAAAAAAGACAAAUUAAUUGACGAAAAGGACGACAAAAGCAAAAUCAAGAUGAAAGAGGAGGGCGUGAAGCCCACGAUGGAAACCACUGGACCGCCCCCUCCGCCCACAAACGGCUACUAUUUCGGGCCCUCGUAUUUAGCGCCACACUUCUCGCCCUACGAACACUCGCACCCAAUGUUUAGGGCCGGCUCUAUGAGCCCCGUAAUGAUGGGAAACCCAUAUUCUGGCCAAUACUUACCGCCACAACUUCGUUACCAUUUGUCUCCUGUGGCGCCUCCCAGUCCUAUUGGAUCGAUGGACAUACCAGUGGGCACGCCAUCAAUGAAUCCGACUCAUCCGCCGAGUGAUCCUUUAGUGUCUAAAAUGCAUUCAAACGCACCGAACGCUAAGAAUGUGGAUCUCUUACAUCCCGUUUCACACUUUGGAUCCCAUAAAAUACAUGAACUCCAAGAAAGAGCUUUAAUAUCGCCCACAGCGACAACCAAUACAAGUCCUCAUCACAUCCAGUCCUCGUCAAAGACAGUGUCAUCGGGUGGUAUACCUGUGCCCACCACUAAACCUAUCGGUCCCACUAUUUCUGAUUGUUCUGCUCUCUCGAGUCCCGGCAAAGAAGAGAACGCGGAUAUGAAGUCAGGCGAUCGGCAGCGUUCACCCCCUCCCCAGCGACACCUCCACACCCAUCAUCACACACAUGUGGGCGUCGGGUAUCCCAUCUAUGAUCCCUAUAGCGGCCUCAGUUGUGGACUUCUUGAGACCAAUGAUCGUAAGCCAGUCAGCGGCGGUAUCGAUGCAUCCAUUUGUUCCGAAGUGAUGGUAACGUUUGGCGAUUAUAUAACAGUUUCAUUAAUCUUCUGA
Medioppia subpectinata is the source of this 5112-nucleotide messenger RNA. NCBI's taxonomy places the organism in Eukaryota, Metazoa, Arthropoda, Arachnida, Sarcoptiformes, Oppiidae. The record is from the annotation of a GenBank genome assembly.